CCAAUUUGUAUGGCUGUGGGUUGCCUGUGUUGAUAGCAUUCAUAGACUGGGACUAGACGUGAGUACCCUGGGUCUUUCCGGGUCAGUGGUCAGCAGACAGAAAAAAGCGCUAAGAUAAGAGAAAUAAUAAAAUGGCGGAUCAUGAAUACAUAACGAUUCCUGAUGAUUACCAGGGCUACCCCCUUAACAUGUUUUGUAUCCCAAAACACUACGAGGGAGAUCUUGAGCAUGUCAUGAUACCAAAGGGUCUCAUUCAAGACAGAACUGAGCGCAUUGCCAGGAACAUCUGCAGGGAAAUGAGUGGGCCUUUGGUGGGGCUGUGUGUUUUGAAAGGCGGAUAUCAAUUUUUUGCUGAUCUGAUGGAGUUUAUAAGGACAAUGAAUGCCAAUUCUGCCGAGUCCAUGCAGAUGUCUGUGGAUUUUGUCAGAUUAAAAAGUUAUGAGGAUGAUAAGUCUUCAGGUGAAGUAAGGAUCAUCGGUGGAGAUAAUCUAGAAUCCUUGACAGGAAAGAAUGUUCUCAUUGUAGAGGACAUUAUAGAUACUGGUGCUACUAUGGUAAAACUGCUCAAAACUAUAAAGCAGUAUAACCCUGCAAGUGUUAAAGUUGUAAGCUUGCUAAUCAAGCGCAAUGUGAAUAGUGUUGGAUAUAAACCAGAUUAUGCAGGAUUCGAAGUUCCUGAUAGAUUUGUUGUCGGAUAUGCAUUGGACUAUAAUGAGUACUUCAGGGAUCUCAAUCAUAUUUGUGUCAUUAACAACAGUGGCAAGACAAAGUACGCCAGUAUGUCAUAACUGGACACAAAUUCCUAAAAAAGUUCUUACUUGUUCCUCGUUUCAUUCAAAAGUUUAUUAUACUAAUGUAAUUAGAUUUUUUUAAAUAGAAUUAAUGUACAUGUAUUCGGUCUGUAAAAUUGAAUUCUAUUUUGUAAAAAAUAGAAUAAUACACAAUAUAUUCGUUGUAGAUACACUGCAGUAGAACCCGUCUAAACGGGCAUACCAAGAUCUUACGUCUACAAACGGAUCAGGUAUCUUCUUGUUAUAUUUCCUAUAAAAUUACCAGGCUAAGCUUAUUCGAGCGAUGGCGGUAUUUUCGGACAAAAAUGUCUUGUCCUAAUGCACUUUUUUGGGCUUGCCAUGGUCCCACUUGUCCGAGCUAUGGCCGACACGUUAGGGACAGCGUUCAUACAGUGUAGUUUACGUGCCCCAUGGAAUAAAAUGAAUAAGAGACUUAGCACAUAGUAAAACACCUAAGUGGAUUUCCCAUUAAUGCGAAUUCUGUAGGAUAAUUCUGUAGAAUACUGUAGGAUUCUUAAUGUUUGGAUAUCUUAUUUUUCAAUUUAAAUUGUUAUGUCAUCUAUAUUCCUGUUUUGAAUUAAAGUAAGAUUAUUGUUU
Molecule: messenger RNA, 1388 nt
Organism: Nematostella vectensis (starlet sea anemone)
Lineage: Eukaryota; Metazoa; Cnidaria; Anthozoa; Actiniaria; Edwardsiidae
Product: hypoxanthine-guanine phosphoribosyltransferase
Exons: 11
Coding region: 132-788 (218 amino acids)
Biological process (GO): guanine salvage; IMP salvage; GMP salvage
Molecular function (GO): hypoxanthine phosphoribosyltransferase activity; magnesium ion binding
Source: RefSeq, a predicted model, not a curated record